Talaromyces atroroseus is the source of this 750-nucleotide messenger RNA. RefSeq lists its product as hypothetical. The transcript has 5 exons. The record is from RefSeq and is a predicted model, not a curated record. Bases 1 to 750 code for a protein of 249 amino acids. NCBI's taxonomy places the organism in Eukaryota, Fungi, Ascomycota, Eurotiomycetes, Eurotiales, Trichocomaceae.
AUGCCUUCAUUCUUGAUUACUGGCGCAAGCCGUGGCAUCGGACUCGGUUUUGCCGCUGAACUGCUGAAAGACACAAACAACACAGUCAUCGCCACUGCCAGGAACACCGCCAAUGCAACUGGCUUGCAGGAGCUCAAGGCUCAGAGCAAGGAUGACCGACUCGUCCUCCUCGACCUUGACGUUUCAAAGCUCGAGAGCAUUCAAGCAGCUGCCAAGAAGGUAGAGCAACUACUCCCUGAUGGGCUGGAUAAUCUCAUCAGCAACGCCGGUGUGAGUUAUAGUCCGGCGAAGACGUUCGAGGAACUGAACAUUGAAGAUUACACGGCCGAGGUGACAUUCACAGUCACCACGCCACUCAUGCUGAUGCGCGAGUUUCUUCCACUGCUCCGAAAAGGCGAGGCAAAAAAGGCCCUGUUUGUCACCUCUAUUCUGGGCUCAAUUGCGACAGCCGCGCAUCUGAAAAACCUCAUGAACGCAUACUCCGUCGCCAGAGCCGGCUUGAACAUGUUGAUCCGCAAGUGGUCGCCAAUGCUUAAAGACGAAGGAAUAACUGCUGCUCUGAUCCACCCUGGUUGGGUUAACACCGAUAUGGGUGAUCAAAUCACAGAAUGGGUUAUGCAGAACAAUCCAACCCUAGAGAAUCUGUCCACCGAGAAGUCGGCUGCUGAGUGCCUGAAGGUUCUGCAGGGCAUGACCACCGAAGAUGCGGGCACCUACUUCAGCUAUGAUGGCACGAAACUUCCUUUCUAA